AUGUUCCUCGCAUUCGUCUUGGGACUCUACCUGGUGACAGGUGCGCUACCCUCCUCGGCGAGCGCGUGCCCGCCACAGUGCAGCUGUUUUUUUCACAACCUAAGUGAUGGAUCUAUGGCCAGGAGCGUAAUUUGCAAUGACCCCGAGAUCUCCAUUGUGCCUGCCAGUUUCCCCGUGGACACGUCCAAGCUGCGAAUCGAGAAAACAGCCAUCCAUCGGAUCCCGAGCGAAGCCUUCAGUUACCUCCCCAAUCUGGAGUUCCUCUGGAUGUCCUUCAAUGUGCUGUCCUCUCUCAAGCCGGACAGUUUCCGUGGGAUGCUAAAUUUGGAGGAGCUGCGACUUGACGGGAAUGCCCUCACCGCGUUCCCCUGGGAGUCUCUUAUGGAUAUGUCCAGCCUCACGCUGCUCGACUUGCACAACAACCAGUUGACCUCAGUUCCCGCAGACGCCACAAUUUAUUUAAAAAACCUGACCUACCUGGAUCUGUCCAGCAACAACCUUCUGACUGUUCCGGCUGAGGUGCUCGCCACCUGGCUAACAGUUAAACCUGUGCAGGGCCCAGAGAACUCCAAAAUGAUACUUGGUCUCCAUGACAACCCUUGGCUGUGUGACUGCCGCCUGUAUGACCUGGUCCAGUUCCAGAAGUCGCCAACGUUCUCUGUGGCAUUAAUCGACACACGCCUCCGCUGUGCAGCUCCCGAGAGCCUGUCAGGUGUUCUGUUCAGCGAUGCCGAGCUGCGGAGGUGCCAGGCGCCACGCGUCCACACAGCGGUGGCGCACGUCCGCAGCGCCGUGGGAAACAACGUGCUGCUGCGCUGCGGGACCAUUGGCGUUCCCAGCCCGGAUCUGGCCUGGCGCAGGGCGGAAGGGAAAGCCCUGAACGGGACAGUCCAGCAGGAGAACUCCAAGGAAGGCAUUAUCUGGUCCAUCCUCAGUGUCCCAGCCGUGUCCUACCGUGACUCAGGUAAGUAUGUCUGCAAGGCCACUAACUACGCCGGAAAUGCAGAGACCAUCAUCUCCCUGGUUGUCUCCGACGCUCCCCCAAAACCCAACAAUAACAACAACCAAACCAGCGUGGUUGCUGCUACUGUAGAAAAAAACAAAGUCAACAAACCCAACGGGAUGGGGAAGGCAGCAUACCAGGAGAAACUGGUGGAUAGGUUAGUGGUUCCCACCCCCAAUCCUCCACCCCCACCUGCUGUUGUGGACACCAGCCCUGAGCCUGAAGGUGUGGUAGUGGGAAGUGUGGCAGAUAGAGCCACCCCUGGACCAGCCAAGUUGCCCAGUCCAGACGGACUCCUGGAGCUGGAGAAGACGAACCUGAGCAACCUGGCCCAGGCCCAGUAUGACCCGGACCGGAUAGUUCGCUCGGUCAAGGUGUUGGGCGACACGGAGAACACCAUCACCCUGAACUGGCGGGCACCCAAGGCCAAGAACACCACGGCCUUCAGUGUGCUCUAUGCCGUCUUCGGCGAGCGAGACAUGCGCAAGAUCAACGUGGCGGCGGGUCAGAAUCGGGUCUUCAUCGAGGGCCUGGUGCCCAAGACUAAGUACAUUGCCUGCGUGUGUGUCCGGGGCCUGAUCCCCAAGAAGGAGCAGUGUGUCAUCUUCUCCACCGACGAGGCGGCCAGUGCCGCUGGCACCCAGAAGCUCAUCAACGUCAUCGUGAUUACCGUGGCUUGUGUCAUUGCUGUGCCACUCACCGUCAUCGUCUGCUGUGGCGCGCUCAAGAGGCGCAUCCAGAAGAUGUGGGGCAAGAAGUCCAAGGACAUCCAGGACUCGUAUGUUACUUUUGAGACGCUGUCCCCCGGAACCAAGGCUAAAGGGUUGGAGGGUGAGUACCUGACCAGACUCAACCCUGAGGAGUCCAACCGGCUGCUAUCGGCCCGAUCCAGUCUGGACUCGGAGGCCACGGCUAAGAUAGAGGGUCAGCCCAACGAGUACUUCUGCUGA
Molecule: messenger RNA, 1953 nt
Organism: Salvelinus namaycush (lake trout)
Lineage: Eukaryota; Metazoa; Chordata; Actinopteri; Salmoniformes; Salmonidae
Product: leucine-rich repeat, immunoglobulin-like domain and transmembrane domain-containing protein 1
Exons: 4
Coding region: 1-1953 (650 amino acids)
Cellular component (GO): endoplasmic reticulum membrane
Molecular function (GO): protein binding
Source: RefSeq, a predicted model, not a curated record